Papilio xuthus (Asian swallowtail) is the source of this 947-nucleotide messenger RNA. Its product is annotated as 23 kDa integral membrane protein. The record is from RefSeq and is a predicted model, not a curated record. Gene Ontology annotation, cellular component: membrane. NCBI's taxonomy places the organism in Eukaryota, Metazoa, Arthropoda, Insecta, Lepidoptera, Papilionidae. The transcript is spliced from 5 exons. Bases 124 to 867 code for a protein of 247 amino acids.
ACAAGUCGGCGCCACACGAGUGCGCGCUCCCAUUCCGUCCGGACGUUUGAAAAAAUUGACAGUUCUUUUUAAUCUGUGGCGCUUUGUUUAAUCUGUGGCCAACGUGUUUCCCGGCUGUCAAAAAUGGAGGGCUGCGGGAUGAACUGCAUCAAAUAUCUGCUCGUUGUUUUCAACGGAUUGUUUUUAAUCUUCGGUAUCGUGAUAAUAACUACAGCAUGCGUGGACCUGGGCAUGCUGCAAGGCUUCGCUGGCAUGGAGACAACGGGCCACGAGACAGAUGCUGUGCUCAUCGCUAUUGGAGUCCUCAUUAUCAUCGUCGCUGCUUUCGGAUGUUUCGGCGCUUGGAAGGAGAGCCCUAAAUUACUCUAUAUCUUCGCAGGCUGCCUCAUAAUCAUCAUUCUGCUGGAGCUGUCAGUGGGCAUAGCGGCGGCGGCGCUUCGACCGCAGAUCGAGGGCACCAUGAAGACGCAGCUCCGAGCCUCUUUCAUCAAGAACAAGUCCACGCGGGAGGAGGACUCCGUAUACAGGGAAUUCUGGGACCGUGUGCAGAGUAGCUUGGAAUGCUGCGGCGUGACCGGACCUGAGAACUAUGGCGCCUCCGAGCCGCGCUUGAAGCCGUCCUUCAGCUGCUGCCCGCCGGACAGCUCGGACGAGGUGGACGAGAUCAAGCGCUCCGACUGCCUCUCCAUGGAGAAGUACUACAAGGAGGGCUGCGAGGACAAAGUGCUGAGUACAGUGCACAGCGCCGGACUCUCCGUCAUCGUCUGUGGUAUACUCUUUUGCUUCUUGGAGAUCGCUGGUAUAGUUCUGGCGCUGUGGCUGGCACACUCAAUUAAAACUGAGGGCAAAGGUCGCGAGACUGCUUGAACUUGCUGCGUUACCAACACAUGUCAUAAGCAUUUAGAGCACUAUAGAAAUAAGACAUUUUAUUAUGAAAAGCUGGUGUU